AUGCCGCCUGCCUUAAAAACUGUUACCUGGUUCGCAUUCUGCGUUUUCCUCGUCGACCAAAUCCCUUCUGAAGGGGAUGGCAACUUCAAGUACUCCAACACUUAUCAAAGGCCUAACCAGUCCGUGUACACCUUUGCGCUCGAGCUACUUCGUUGGGCCCCGGACAACUUUGGUGCGAAGCACAAUCGCCUCCGGCACCUAUGGGACCGAAUCCUCCCAGAACUCCGAUCAAGGGCCCACAAAACCUGGAAGGACUUUGACGAGUUCCAUGUCUUUGUUGCUUAUCUGCAGCAGGUCCAGGACCCUUUUUCAAUCCGGUAA
This is a messenger RNA of Penicillium subrubescens, 321 nucleotides long. RefSeq lists its product as uncharacterized. The transcript has a single exon. The record is from RefSeq and is a predicted model, not a curated record. Lineage: Eukaryota; Fungi; Ascomycota; Eurotiomycetes; Eurotiales; Aspergillaceae. The coding region runs from base 1 to 321 and encodes 106 amino acids.